Owenia fusiformis is the source of this 851-nucleotide messenger RNA. NCBI's taxonomy places the organism in Eukaryota, Metazoa, Annelida, Polychaeta, Sabellida, Oweniidae. The record is from the annotation of a GenBank genome assembly.
GCCUGUCUGAUGAUAAAAUUUCAAAAAUAUUCUUUCAUUACUGGGUCAUCCUGCCUCCAGACGUGGCUAAUCAUUUUAUCGUGUAUAUGUAUAUAAUGGAUGUGUUUUACACUACUGAGGCAAGACGAUUGAAUAAUGAUAUUUAAACAUUUCAAUCAUUGUAAACAACAUCAUUUCCUGCAUAUCAGCCUUGGUAGUACUUUUAAACCACGGGCCUAAUAAAAUUUCAUUUCAUUUUUACCUUGAUCGAAUACGAGUAUGAGAUAUUACUUAUUUGUGGCGUUGGUUGCUAUAACCAUUCUCGGCUUUGGUUGUUCUUCAAAGACAAAAUAUGGCCCCUGUAAAUCUAAGUGUAAAAGGUUGAAGCUUGGGAAUUGUUCAAGAGUAUGCAGGGUCGAAACAGAUGAUACGAUUUGGAAGUCCUGCUGGAGAAGCUGCACGAGAAACUACACAUCUACUAUGGUCAAUAUAACCAGGGCAGUCCUCAGUGGAUGUGUCGAGCAUUGUAAAGUUGAUUUUGUGAAAAUAGUAAAUAAUGUGUCAUCGAGUGCAGAGGGUCCUGUUUUUACCAUGGAUGGAAACUUUUACAUGGUUUCAUACAAUGGAGGUGAAAUCCUCAAAAUUGACUUAACGAAGAAUUUGUCAAGUCUUUUAGUUGCACCAUCAGUGGGUGCAAAUAGCGGGAUGCCUACAGGAUCUCAAUGUGAUCAUAAUAAUAAUAUAUGGGUUGCGGACCAGAGAUUAGGCUUACUGAAAGUUUACAAAAAUGGUACCUUCCAUCAGAUUGCAACCAAGGACAACAAGAAUGCUACUAUACAAGGAUUUAACGAUCUUAUAUUUGACUAUCACGG